AUGGGCUUCGUCCUCUUCAUCGCCAACAAGCGCUAUUCCAGCUGGUCCAUGAGACCCUGGGUGCUCCUCAAAGCCCUUGAUAUCCCCUUUGAAGAACGCCUUCAGACCUUCGUCGCCGGCCUCCGCCAAGCCGCCUUCUUAUCCUUUUCGCCCACCGGCAAGGUUCCAACCCUGAUCGACGGCGACAUUACCGUCUGGGACUCCCUCGCCAUCGUCGAGUACAUCGCCGAGGCCCACCCGGCCGCCUGGCCUCACGACAAGGUGGCCCGCGCCUUCGCCCGCAGUGCCGCCGCCGAGAUGCACACCGGCUUCGAGGCCAUCCGCGACCAGUGCUCCAUGAACGUGGCCCUGCGCAUCGAUCUCGGCGGUCCUCCCGACGCGGCGUUGCAGCGUGAUCUCGACCGUCUGGACCAGCUGUGGACCGAUGGCCUGACGCGGUUUGGCGGGCCAUACCUGGCGGGCAAGGAGUUCACUGCGGCGGAUGCCUUCUUUGCGCCUGUUGCCACGCGGGUGCAGACUUUUGGGUUGAAGCUCUCGGAGCCUGCGAUGGCGUAUGUGCAGACGCUGUUGGAGCAUCCUGCUGUCAACCAAUGGGUUGAGGAGGGUAUUGCCGAGACAAUGCGGGAGCCGUAUCAUGAGGAGGACGUACGGAGAGGACGCAGGGUUCUGAAGGACUUGUCUCAGCCCCAGUGA
This is a messenger RNA of Colletotrichum spaethianum, 693 nucleotides long. Its product is annotated as glutathione S-transferase 1. The transcript has a single exon. Gene Ontology annotation, biological process: glutathione metabolic process; L-phenylalanine catabolic process. The coding region runs from base 1 to 693 and encodes 230 amino acids. Gene Ontology annotation, molecular function: maleylacetoacetate isomerase activity; glutathione transferase activity. The record is from RefSeq and is a predicted model, not a curated record. Lineage: Eukaryota; Fungi; Ascomycota; Sordariomycetes; Glomerellales; Glomerellaceae.